Colletotrichum godetiae is the source of this 729-nucleotide messenger RNA. Its product is annotated as alpha-N-methyltransferase NTM1. Gene Ontology annotation, molecular function: N-terminal protein N-methyltransferase activity. The transcript has 3 exons. Gene Ontology annotation, cellular component: cytoplasm. The coding region runs from base 1 to 729 and encodes 242 amino acids. The record is from RefSeq and is a predicted model, not a curated record. NCBI's taxonomy places the organism in Eukaryota, Fungi, Ascomycota, Sordariomycetes, Glomerellales, Glomerellaceae. Gene Ontology annotation, biological process: N-terminal protein amino acid methylation.
AUGCCCGGUGACGAAGAAGCUGCCGCAGCUUCAGCAUCAGCAGGAACAGCAACAGCAGGACAGACAGCCACACCGCCGCCAGACGCCAAGAUCAGCGCCGCCGAUGGCCGUUCCUACUGGCAGGGCAUCGACGCCGACGUGAACGGUAUGCUGGGCGGUUUCCCGUACAUCAGCAAGGUCGACCUGCAGGGCUCGCGCAACUUUCUCGCCAAACUGGGCAUUGGCUCGAAGAGCGGUCUGCGGACGGUGAGCCGCGCUCUGGAAGGCGGGGCCGGCAUCGGCCGUAUUACAGAGGGGUUCCUCCUCGAUGUAGCUGAACAAGUUGACAUCGUCGAACCCAUAGCGAAGUUCACCGCCGCUCUCCAGGAGAAGGCUGGUGUCGGCUCUGUCUUCAACAUUGGCCUUGAAGAGUGGAAGCCACUUGAUGGCACCGCCUACGACCUCGUAUGGAACCAGUGGUGUCUCGGCCACCUCACUGAUGACCAACUUGUAGCCUACAUGCGUCGUUGUAAGGCUGUUGUCGCCCCCAAUGACGGCCUCAUCGUCGUCAAGGAAAACUUGAGCACUAGCGGUGUCGAUCUAUUUGAUGAUAUUGACAGCAGUGUGACGAGGGUGGAUGACAAGUUCCGCGCCCUCUUUGAGCAAGCGGGUCUGCGCCUCGUCAAGACGGAGCUACAGCACGGCUUUCCCAAGGAUCUGUUCCCGGUACGCAUGUAUGCACUCAAGUAG